Molecule: messenger RNA, 2067 nt
Organism: Ictalurus punctatus (channel catfish)
Lineage: Eukaryota; Metazoa; Chordata; Actinopteri; Siluriformes; Ictaluridae
Exons: 5
Coding region: 345-791 (148 amino acids)
Cellular component (GO): extracellular exosome
Source: RefSeq, a predicted model, not a curated record
CGUGGAAUAUUCAUACUGUAGCGCACCUGCCCAAAUUCACGUCCCUCUGAACAAGGAAAUGAAGAGGCUAAUAAAACGGAGCGGGUUGUUGUUGGACUCUUCAAACAUGCGCAGCCAUGGGAAACAGAAUAACCAAUACCUUGGAUAAUGACAGCAUGUCCGGGGGUGUUUUAUUCCGCUUAUAUCACAGCACUAACUUGGUACUGUGUCUGAUAUGGAAACACACUUUACCUUUAAGGGUAUUCCCAGGUUGAUGAUGAGUGUGUGUUCAAGUUGCUUGGUUUCAGGAUGAUGUUUCCAACUGACUCAUUUCUCUCAGUGUCUCGGUCAACAGGGCAGGAGUCAUGCCAAACCACAAUGAAAUCAUUGUCCUAUUCAGAGUCCUCUUCAGAAUUAGGUGGGGUUUAAGUCCAAGGAAGCUGAGUGAAAAGCGAUCAAAAAGGAAAGCUCCACUUGCAGCUUCACAUCAUCAGACUAUAGAUCCCCACAUAUAUGACAGCGUGGCAGCCGAGCCCCAGUAUGCCAUAGUGAAUAAGAAGAAGGCGGAUUCUGAUGGCUUGCACUAUGCAGAAAUUCAGGUGCUACAGUCCGAAAGCACAAGCAAGCAGAGGAGUGCGCCACCCACAAACUCAAGCACCGAAUAUGCAACCAUAGACUUUCUGAGAGGCGCUAAACCAAAAGAGUCUGCUGAACCUGCAGAUAUAGUUAUUCCACCUGGAGAUCUUCAGAGGCUGAUGGUUAAGUCUCAAAAGAAGAGGAGUAUUUCCACACAUCGGGCUGUCAUGGUUUGAAUAAAUUGUUUGUUUGUUUUUUAAAUCAUUUGCAUUUAGUAUUUUUAAUACUUUUUUUUUUUUUUUUUUUUAAAGAAAGAUCAAAUGUAUGCUGUAUUUGUUACACAUUAAUCAUAAUUAAUGAUUUUCUAGACCUGGCAGUGCACACUGUAUAUUCUCAAUGUUGGAAAGAACAAAGAAACGCAAAGACCAUUGCAGCAUGCUGUUAGUGCUUGAUGGUCAGUUGAUUUCACGGUAACAGUACUGGCUGUGUACUGAUCCUAUUUAUCAUACUAUGCUUCCUUUGUAUAAUCUAUUUAGGAAAAAACCACCAGUAUUUGCAGGCACCUAUCUGUGUUCCUAUUGUCUACAUAUCUGGAUUUGCUCUUGGAAAUAUGAUACACUCAUGGACGACUGGUAUAAAUGGGCUAGCAGGGCUAAGCCUCCGUUUUUCAAAAAUAAAAAGACAUCAGUAGGGUUUCAAAUUUCUGAAUGAUAAAGUGAUAUGAAGAAGCAAGGAUUGGGCUGAUUUCUUUCCAGCCCAGACUGUACUUUCAUGCAGUCCAUCAGUCUCACUCGUUUUGGGUGAUUACACAAAAGGACACAGGUUUUAUCUUCAUUUGGGCGGAUAGUAGCAAUUGAGUAAGCACAUGUGAAAUACAGUCACGGGCAUAAUGAACAUGAACAAAGUGAAGUAUUUACUUUAUCAUCCUUUUAGCCCAAAAUGUAUUUGGAAGAGAAACUAAAAGUACAUAGACUAAGUACACAUUGUACAAUCAGAGUACAAAUUAUACAAUGGUAUAAUACUACUAAUAAUAAAAAUAAUAAAAAUAAUCUUAAACGAUUGCAGGAUAGACAAAAUGAACAUUUUAUGACUCUGCAUUAAAGAUUAAUGACUGAACUCCAUGAAUAAACUCCAUCUUAUUGGUUUCAGAAACCACAACUAUUAUAUUGCUUAUAAUAUAUUACCAAUAUUCAACUAAUACAUUUCUGAAGAUAAUAUGUGAUAAUAGAAGAGAACCUGCUCUUUUGAAAUUACUGUGAAGUUUUAAUUAUGCCCAAGUAUUCGAGCUCAGGAGGUUCAUUUAAAAAUAUGUACAAAAUACAUACAUACAUUAGGGUUUAAAUAGAGUUUUAGAAGAAAGAAAAGAAGUCAUGCUGAUCUUUUUUUAAUUUAAUUUUUUAAAAGAAUUAAAAAAAAAAUGUAUAUCAAUUUUAGUCCUUUUUUUGGUACUUCUUGUUGCAAGGAAAUUGUGAUUGUUGUAAAUGUUUAUAAUUAAAAGGAAAAUAAAUCUUA